CUCGAUUUUCCUAUAAAUGUGAUUGUUGUGUCCAUUGAGAAAGAACGCGAUUAUUUUGCAACAUUGCGAAACAUUUUUCCGUGCAAGUGCAUGCAAUUAAUUAUGUAAUAUCAACGGAAAUAUGACAUGACAAUAUAUUUCUUGCCUUGAAAAGAUUAGAUUUGUCCUUAUCGUAUGUGUACAUGCCUUACUUAAAAACUACAUAAUUAGCAUUCAUUAAAAUUCCUCUGCAACUACGGCGCUUUUUAAAGUAAUAUGAGUCUACUACAGUCAAUGCCGGGAAAUGUGACCUUCCUUUUCAAUAAACAGGCUAGAAAAGAAACGAGAUUAGUAAUUUAUUCGUCAUGCUAUCGUAAAUCAAAAUACGGACAGCGAAUGCCUCGUUCGGCGAAAUGCAAUGCACGCGGUAUGCAGCAGUGCACCAAAAUCGCAUCAAAGCUCUUCACAUGACGAGCGUUCGACGUUAUCCUGAUCCUCCUACUCUACCGCUUCCUACGAACGUCUCUGAAAUAUUUGCAAGCGAAACCAGUCGUUUUACGCCUGAAAGAUCUCGAGACAUCGCCGCACCGGUGUUAAUCUAUGGCAAGGGUGUUAAUCGCACAUCAUUCUGCACCGAGCAAUCGUCGAAAUCAUUGGAACGUACCAGCAUCCCCGUCACCUGCGGUGAUUCACACGUGGACUCGUACGAUUGCUUCGGGGCGGUGAAUUUAUGUAGUACGAUGCAGACUAACGUACCGAAACCUUUUUGCUCUAGUGGCAAAUCGACUCAUUUAAAUAUGCCGGGUGGCCAGUGGGCCAGGGAUGGAAAAUACAUUGCCGAGGACAUGCAAAAGUCGCAUUAUCGAAACGUUCGCUUACCGAAAUCAAACUUGGACACAAGCAGUACUGCAAGUCAAGCCAUCAUAGCGAGAAUUAUUUUGAAAAACCUGUAUCAACCAAAUUAUAUCUUCAGUAUGAGAUAUUCGACGCAAACACCUGAAAAAUCCAAAGACCAACAGAAAACGACGGAUGUGUCCAAGAAGGAAAGAUUCAGGCAGGUCGCGAGGGAUUACGGAUACACCGUUUUUGUGUUUCACAUAGGGAUCUCCUUAAUAUCUCUUGGCGCGUGUUAUUCGGCUGUACUUAGUGGAGUAGAUUUAUCACCUCUUGUUAAAACUAUCUGCCAGGAAAAUGAUGCAUUAGAGAAAAUAUUAAAUAAUUCGUCAAGCUUUUUGUUGGCGUACAGCGUUCACAAGCUCUUUGCACCAGUACGAUUGUCGCUCACGGUAGGACUAACACCGAUACUUGUACGAAAAUUACGAAAAAUUGGAUUACUUAAACCAUACAAAGUAAAAUCAACGGGACCUAGUUGAAUGGUUCAUCACAAUAGUUAUUAUUACCUUCUAUAAUAGUCAUACUAUAUACAUGCAUUUUUAAUCGAACGUAAUUACACAUCUGUAAACGAACAUAAAUUCAUUAAAUAAAUAUACUAUGUCUGAAAUGUU
Molecule: messenger RNA, 1484 nt
Organism: Megalopta genalis
Lineage: Eukaryota; Metazoa; Arthropoda; Insecta; Hymenoptera; Halictidae
Cellular component (GO): mitochondrion
Source: RefSeq, a predicted model, not a curated record